AUAUUGUAGGGGGCUCCCGAGCGCGCCGCAUCGGUUGUGCCUGCUGCUGUACGCUAAGAGCCUCUUGGCUUCCGCACACGGCCGCCUGUUCUCUGUCUCCCAUCGCUUAGUGCUCUCCUCCCGCCCGGCUCUCUCGCAGCCUCUGCCCAACAUCCCGCGCUCCAUGGCGGCGGCCGUCGCACCACUGUCGCCGCAGCCCCGGGGCGCUGCGGCCAGCGCGGCACUGAGCCCCACGCGCAUCUCGAGGCUGCAGGAGAAGGAGGAACUGCGGCAGCUGAACGACCGGCUGGCUGUCUACAUCGAUAAGGUGCGCAGCCUGGAGACGGAGAACAGCGCGCUGCAGCGGCGCGUUUCCGAGCGGGAGCAGGUAUGCGGCCGCGAGAUCAGCGGUUUGAAGGAGCUCUUCGAGACGGAGCUGGCCGACGCACGUAAGACGCUGGACGACACAGCGCGGGAGCGGGCCAAGCUGCAGAUCGAGCUGGGCAAACUGCGCGCCGAGCACGAGCAGGUCCUCAGCAGCUAUGCAAAAAAGGAUUCUGAUCUUAAUGCAGCUCAAGUCAAACUUCGAGAGUUUGAAGCAGCACUAAAUGCUAAGGAAGCUGCACUGGCCACAGCUCUUGGUGAUAAGAGGAGUCAGGAAGAAGAACUGGAGGAUUUAAGAGAUCAAAUUGCACAGCUUGAGGUUUCUUUAGCUGCAGCCAAGAAGGAGCUUGCAGAUGAAACUUUACAGAAGGUGGAUCUUGAAAAUCGUUGUCAGAGCCUCAUAGAAGAUUUGGAAUUCCGUAAGAAUAUGUAUGAAGAGGAAAUCAAGGAGACGAGAAGAAAACAUGAAACUCGCUUAGUUGAAGUUGACUCUGGGCGUCAAAUAGAAUAUGAGUAUAAACUGGCCCAAGCACUGAAGGAAAUAAGAGAGCAGCAUGACGCACAAGUGAAACUGUACAAAGAGGAGCUUGAACAGACUUACAGUAGCAAACUUGAAAAUAUUAGACAGUCAUCUGAGAUGCACAGUUGUACAGCCAACACAGUAAGAGAAGAGCUUCACGAAAGUCGUAUGCGAAUUGAAACGCUGUCUUCCCAUAUUGCUGACAUUCAGAAAGAGUCUAGAGCAUGGCAAGAUAGAGUGCAUGAGCUUGAGGACACCUUGUCCAAGGAGCGGGAAAACUAUCGCAAAAUACUGGCUGAGAAUGAGAGAGAAGUGGCAGAGAUGAGAAAUCAAAUGCAGCAGCAGUUCAGUGACUACGAACAACUUCUGGAUGUUAAACUGGCACUUGAUAUGGAAAUCAGUGCAUACCGGAAAUUGCUGGAGAGUGAAGAGGAGAGGCUCAGGCUUUCUCCAGGCCCAUCUUCUCGAGUGACAGUUUCACGAGCUUCGUCAAGCCGUAGUGUACGUACCACCAGAGGAAAGAGGAAGAGAAUUGAUGUGGAAGAAUCUGAAGCCAGCAGUAGUGUCAGCAUCUCCCAUUCGGCUUCUGCCACUGGAAAUAUCUCUAUUGAGGAGAUAGAUGUUGAUGGAAAAUUCAUCCGCUUGAAGAAUACCUCUGAACAGGAUCAACCUAUGGGAGGUUGGGAGAUGAUCAGAAAAAUAGGAGACACUUCUGCUAGUUACAGAUAUACUUCAAGAUAUGUACUAAAGGCGGGACAGACUGUUACAAUAUGGGCUGCAAAUGCUGGAGUAACUGCUAGCCCUCCCACUGACCUCAUCUGGAAGAACCAGAAUUCCUGGGGCACUGGUGAAGAUGUGAAGGUUGUGCUGAAAAAUUCCCAGGGGGAGGAAGUUGCUCAGAGAAGCACUGUCUUUAAAACUACUGUAAAUGAAGGGGAAGAGGAGGAGGAGGAAGGGGAAGAAGAAAUUCUUGAAGAUGUUAUCCACCAACAGGGGAGCCCAAGGAAACCUGACAGAAGCUGUGUGGUCAUGUAAACUCUUUCCAGUCAUCCAGGUUCUUCAAAUAAUGGUUAUCAUUGUCUACAGAAUAGCCUUCUCAGAAGCACAAUGUAUUUUUAUAGUUUCUUUCUGUGAGUUCGUAAUCUGAAAGUCUAAUGGCCUUAAUUUCUUGACAUUGAAAAUGAAGUUUUGUAAAAGAAACUGUAUCUAGCUUGCUGUUAGGACAUAAACUGGUGAUUCUGAACUCUGCGUACUGUUUGAAAAUGACAUUCCCUAACCCUAGUUUUAUAUGCCAGUCUUCUUUUAAAUAGAAACUUUAGAAGUUUCUGCGUUCUGGGGAUUGAUUUUUCUCAGACAACACCACUCCAGCCAUCUACUGUUGACUUCUUUAUAUUUAGGUGCUGUUUGGGAAGGGAAAGGCAUUUUCAAUACUAUGAACUCUUUUUGUACUGAAGACAUUUUCGUAUUACAGCGCAAUCAAAGAUAAACAACUUUCUUAAAGAAAAUAGACUUUUUUUAAAAACAAAAAAAGGGGAUAAACCAUAAAAUCAUGUAAGCACUCAACUCAUGAAGGAUGCAGUAAAAAAAAAAACUUUCUAUUGCUACUUUGCUUAGGUUUCUUAUUCUGAAAAGGGGAUUCAUGUUAAAUGUGUUAGUUGUAUUGUUAAGAUAGUGUAACAGCUUAAAUUUGCUUACGUGGAUUUUUUGUAACAAAGUCUGUUUUGAUAUUGAUUGCUUUGCUUGUUUACGGUUUUUAGGAACAAAACCAAGUCUUCUAGAAAUCUAGUCUGUUUUUAUGGAAAACAACUGUAAUUUUGUCAUUGUGGAAAGUUUCAAUUCUUUUUGCAUUUACCUAAUGUUUGAAAGCUUUGAAUAAAGAGUAAGUAAAGUAUCUCUGUAUAGACACUUCAGAUUAAGGUUUUGGAAUUUGUUUAGUGAUAGAACUGAGUUAAAAGCUAAAUGAUUGCUGGAUAUUUAGAACUGAUAAGCUUUGAACUUGGAAAAACCUGCAUGUAAGUGAAACAGUGGCACUUGAUUUGUAAAGAUUUCUCUUAAAAUAAUGAGGAACAAAUUGACAUUUGGAAAAUCAAUUCUUUGGACCUUUAUUCAAAGUGUACAUAACUGUUUCUGUAGCUAUCUUUGUCUUGAUCUGAAGGUUUUUUUUAAUGGCCAGAAUAUGGGAAUUUAUUGUGCUUUUUUUGCUAUCAGUUUCUUGAAAAACAGAACUCUUUUUUAGCGUCUUCCAUGUUAAAGCAAUUUCUGCCCUGACCAACUACAUCGUGAUGUUCUGAAUUUGUGCCAACUGAAGUUAGAGGUGACCAAGGUUUAUGUGGAUGGACAGAGAUUGGUGGGACAUCUCCUUUUGGUAGUAACAUUGGCUUAAACAACUGCAUUAGACCCUGAAGUAAAACUUGAUUUCAAUUCUUAUUUAAA
Gallus gallus (chicken) is the source of this 3316-nucleotide messenger RNA. It is a transcript of the gene LMNB1, whose product is annotated as lamin B1. NCBI's taxonomy places the organism in Eukaryota, Metazoa, Chordata, Aves, Galliformes, Phasianidae. The coding region runs from base 164 to 1918 and encodes 584 amino acids. The record is from RefSeq and is marked provisional. The transcript has 11 exons.